CACCGCCUUGCCCAAGCCCGGCCUCCAGCCUUUUACCCCAGACCCUUGGCCCCUCUGCCACCAGAUUCUGCACGCGUCCUGCGGGCUGCAGCUUCAACCCCGGAGGAGAGGAAAGAGCGACAUGGCGGCUGCCAAGAAUGAGAACCUCUCCCUGGUGGUACACGGACCCGGGGACCUGCGCCUGGAGAACUAUCCUAUUCCUGAACCAGGCCCAAAUGAGGUGCUGCUGAGGAUGCAUUCCGUUGGAAUCUGUGGCUCAGAUGUCCACUACUGGCAGCAUGGUCGAAUUGGGGAUUUUGUUGUGAAAAAGCCAAUGGUUCUAGGCCAUGAAGCUUCAGGAACAGUCGUUAAAGUGGGAUCACUGGUAAAGCACCUACAACCAGGUGAUCGUGUUGCCAUUGAGCCUGGUGCUCCCCGAGAAACUGAUGAAUUCUGCAAGAUUGGCCGAUACAACCUGUCACCAUCUAUCUUCUUCUGUGCCACACCCCCUGAUGAUGGGAACCUCUGCCGGUUCUAUAAGCACAAUGCCAACUUCUGCUAUAAGCUUCCUGACAAUGUCACCUUUGAGGAAGGGGCCCUGAUUGAGCCACUGUCUGUGGGGAUCCAUGCCUGCCGGCGAGCUGGGAUCACCCUGGGGAACAAGGUCUUUGUGUGUGGAGCUGGGCCAAUUGGACUGGUCAAUUUGCUCGUGGCCAAGGCAAUGGGCGCAGCUCAAGUGGUGGUGACUGAUCUGUCUGCCUCUCGGUUGUCCAAAGCCAAGGAAGUUGGGGCUGACUUUGUCCUCCAGAUCUCCAAGGAGAGCCCUCAGGAAAUCGCCAGUAAAGUGGAAGGUUUCCUGGGGUGCAAGCCAGAAGUCACCAUCGAGUGCACUGGCGCGGAGACCGCCAUCCAGGCGGGCAUCUACGCCACUUGUUCUGGUGGGACUCUGGUGCUUGUGGGACUGGGUUCCGAGAUGACCAGUGUGCCCCUAGUGCAUGCAGCCACCCGGGAAGUGGAUAUCAAGGGCGUCUUUCGAUACUGCAACACAUGGCCGAUGGCGAUUUCAAUGCUUGCGUCCAAGUCUGUGAAUGUCAAGUCCUUAGUGACCCAUAGGUUUCCUCUGGAGAAAGCUCUGGAGGCCUUUGAAGCAUCCAAAAAGGGAUUGGGUUUGAAAGUCAUGAUCAAGUGCGACCCCAACAACCAGAACCCCUGAUGUUAAUUGGGCUCUGUCCUCAUUCCCACCCUCUCAGCAUCUCAGGACUAAAUGGCUAGACAAGGGUGAGCUUUAAGGCAAAAGUUUCUUUUAAGUAGUAAGGGUAAUUAAAAUAAUUCAAUAUAAGCAGAGAGCCUUACAUAGAGGAAUUCGUGUGCCUUAAAAACACAAGUAGGGAUAGUUUGGGGGAACUUAUAGUCAGAAUGACCUGUUUCUGCUGAGCAAAGUUCAGCAAGUGGACCAGAGUUUGGCAGGCAGAUUCUGGGAAUUCUUCUUCCUGGAAUUGCCUAAGUUGAUUGAGGAAGGAAGUCUGUCUGCUGAGUUCCUGGUUCCACUGUGAUUGUGACCAGGUGGGGGAUGGGGUUAUGAAGAGACAACUUUAUCAAGACUUAUCUGACCCAGAAGCUGAUGUUCAUGAGAACCUGCAGCUCAGGGUCUGGAAUGAGGGGCUGUCAGCAGUUUUGGUUUAGAGCACAGUGUUUCUAGACAUAGGUGCUAUUUGGUUUGAUGACAAAAGGAGAAUAAGGGACUGAGCUUCCUGAGUCUAGAGUAAUUAUUAAAUCAAUCAAACAAAUAAAGCCAAAAUCCCACAUGUGGUCAAACCAGCUUGCAUUCCCCAGAUGUAGAACUAGUCAGGGAACUUCUCUACACUGCUUGAAAACUCCCUCAUUUUCAACCCCCGAGAACUGUGUUUGCGAGGUGAAUAACCACUUUCCUAACACCCCCCCCCUCACACACACACACACACACACACACACACACACACACACACACUCUUCCUUCCACUGUUCAGGGGCAGCCACUGCAGGCUUCUUUGUCACUAGGCAACCAGGAGACACCUACCUAAGGCUCACACAUGAUCAUUACAUAAUUCCAUGUGGCUCUGGUAACUAUAAAUAGAAAACCUCUCCCUUCUCAUAGCCAGUUAAGACUCUUGGUGUCUCUGUCUGAAUAAUAGCUCUAAAACUGUGACCUUAUUUUAAUUUUACUGUGUAAGAGUUGGGCCCAACCACAUUAUGUCCAUUUGUGACUUUUCUUAUGUCAUCUCUGGAGGAGGGUAGGAUUUUGACUUCUGUCUACACACAACACAUGCACAUACUCAGUAGCCACAUCACCCACUGUGCCUACUUCUCAGUUCUAUUUAGCUCCAGGCCCAGACUUGCCAGCUGCCAUUUCUUAAAACUUUCUUCUUCACCCAGCUGGUGUGGCUCAGUGGUUGAGCGUCAAACCAUGCACCAAGAGGUCACCAGUUCGAUUCCCGGUCAGGGCACAUGCCCAGGUUGUGG
Molossus molossus (Pallas's mastiff bat) is the source of this 2478-nucleotide messenger RNA. It is a transcript of the gene SORD, whose product is annotated as sorbitol dehydrogenase. Gene Ontology annotation, biological process: D-sorbitol catabolic process. The record is from RefSeq and is a predicted model, not a curated record. Lineage: Eukaryota; Metazoa; Chordata; Mammalia; Chiroptera; Molossidae. The coding region runs from base 122 to 1192 and encodes 356 amino acids. Gene Ontology annotation, molecular function: zinc ion binding; L-iditol 2-dehydrogenase (NAD+) activity. The transcript is spliced from 9 exons.